Aplysia californica (California sea hare) is the source of this 462-nucleotide messenger RNA. Its product is annotated as H(+)/Cl(-) exchange transporter 5. NCBI's taxonomy places the organism in Eukaryota, Metazoa, Mollusca, Gastropoda, Aplysiida, Aplysiidae. The record is from RefSeq and is a predicted model, not a curated record.
UGACUAUUGUCCCAUCUAGACCAAAGUGUUUGUUUACAAACAAAGCUAAUUACACGACCAGUGUGGAUCUUGCAUGUUAUUGGGACAAUUUCAGUACGAAGGAAUAAAAAUAGUUUACUUCCGGUUCAUAGAUAUGAAUAAAUGAAAAUUAGAUACCUGUAAUUUACGUUAGCAGCCCUUUGCAAACCAAAUUGUAGCAUACUUUUGACAAAAAAAUUCAUAUUCUUGAAACUUGUGGAAUAAGUGAAAGGUUUCAUUUUCAGAGACAGACGCCCUUCUGGUGGAGUUCAUGGACCCGCGGCCCCCUGCUUACAGAACGGUGUCGGGCCAGAGGCACGGCGACCGGCCCGGACCUGCGACUGCCAGCAGCACGGAUGACGACAGCCUUCUGGACAUCGUGAUGGACGGUCGCGACGACCAGGGACUCCAUCGCCCCGGGGACGAGGAUGAGGAUCCGAACCA